AUGGAUGAUGUUUUGAAUGAAAACAAAAGAGUUGUAGCUGAAAGCAAAAGAGUUUCUGAUCGUGAAAACAUUCUCGAAUUGCGUGUAAAGAAGUUAGAAUCUGAAAACAAGUCACUCCUGAAGAAAAUUGAUGCAGAUCAGGCAGAAAUUGAUAUAUUGAAAGUAGGGGUGGCAGAGUUAGAGGAGGAAAAGACAUGCCAAGAUCAGCAAAACAAAUAUUUUGAAUUAAAGAACAAAGAACUUGAGGCUGCGAAAGCAUUGAAAGAGCACGAAUUCUAUAUGAUGAACAAAGUAAUGGAGAGUAUGCUCGGGAAGUCGAUAGAGCAAAGAUUUGAAGAGAUUCAAGUUGAAGAGGUAAGGGCUAAACGCCAAGCUGAAAUCGAAGCUCUAAUGAAAGAUAAAGGCAAGAAUGCUGAGAGCAGUGUUGCAGUGCCUGAAAGAUCAAUCGUUCCUUCUUUAGUUGUUGAAAAUCAUGUUCCUAUAUCUUCUAUCUCUGGUAUUUUUGAGGUAGAUGUAUCUCUUGAAGAUCUUGCUGGUAAUGAUGAUGAAGAAGAUGAUGAGGAUGAUGAUGAUGAAGGGGGUGAUGACGAAGAAGAUAACGAUGAUGAAAAAUUUUUCUCUGCGAGUAGUCAUGGUUCUGAUGAUGACAAUGACGACGAUGAUAAUCAGGGAGGUACUGGUAUUACAGUGACUGAAGCUUCAAAUGAGCAAAACGUUGAUGAUUUAAUGAAAGAUGAUGCGAAUGAAGAAACAGAGGGAGUUGAUGGAAAGGGGGAGCAUGGUGAUGAUCAAAACGUUGAUCAAGUUGAGAAGUUGAUUCUUCGAAUUGAACCGCAUGUUGAAGAAGGUGAGAUCAGGCAUACUUACACAUUGGAUGAAGUCCUGAAGAUGUUCAAUGUGAAUGAAAAUGAAUUGAAUUUUGAUUUCGAAGAAGAGCUGAAUGCUUUCGACAUCAACCAUCAACCAGAAUAUGAAUACAAGUAUGUUAAGGAUGCAGAUAUGUAUGACAGGGUUGAGGUUGAAGAUUGUUCCGAUGAAGAAGGUAUUACUGAAGAUACCUCUGAUCUUCCAACGUUGAUGGAGUUCUUCACUGAAGAGAAUCAUGAUGAACUUAGAAGGAAAGUUGCUGAGAUCCUUAAAGAUAAAAACUUUGACGGUACCACAAAAGAUCCACUAAAAGAAGGACGCAAGAAAAGGUUUAAGGAAAGCAAUGAACGUAAAUUCAAGCGUCCGUUGAAGUAUUAUCAGAGAGACAGAAGUAUUUCUCAGGAGAAUAUCAUAAGCUGGGGUUUUCUACCUCAAGUUGAGGCUUAUGCGAUCAGAAGAGAGUGUGGCGUUCAAUACUUUGAAAAGUUACAUGAUGUUAUGUCUUUGCCAUAG
This is a messenger RNA of Helianthus annuus (common sunflower), 1380 nucleotides long. Its product is annotated as FK506-binding protein 5-like. The transcript has a single exon. The record is from RefSeq and is a predicted model, not a curated record. NCBI's taxonomy places the organism in Eukaryota, Viridiplantae, Streptophyta, Magnoliopsida, Asterales, Asteraceae. Bases 1 to 1380 code for a protein of 459 amino acids.